AUGACGCAAGCCAGGAACAAUGGCGCCGCGAACCCGCACGGCGAGGACCGCGGCCUCCUGAGCUCCCGCCUCGACGACGACGACGACGGCUACUUUGGCAUCGGCGAUGAUGACGACGGCAGCAACGGUAACGGUAACGCCCUGGGCAUUCAUCCGGCUGCCAAGGGCCCGCCGCCCGCCUACGACGACGCCCACGCGCAACCCCCGAGGACGCCGAACCGAGUCCGCUUCGACCUCACGCCCGAGAUCGUCGGCGUCAGCAACAGCGAUGGCGCCUUCGCCACGCAGGGCCACCGGCGGUCCAUGUCGGACGGCUCCAUGGAGAUGGAGGAGCCCGCGAGCCCCGGCCGCGCCCACCGCAUGCCGCUCCUGACGGACAUGGAGGCGCCGAGCGUCGCCCUGGCCAACUCGUUUGGCGACGCCGAGGAGCGUGCCGAGAACGAGCUGCGCCGGCCCAAGUCGGGCCUCAAGUCGGCCUUUAUGAACAUGGCCAAUUCCAUCAUCGGCGCCGGCAUCAUCGGCCAGCCCUACGCCAUCCGCCAGGCGGGCCUGCUGGCCGGCGUCGCCCUGCUGGUCGGCCUGACCGUCAUCGUCGACUGGACCAUCUGCCUGAUCGUCAUCAACAGCAAGCUCAGCGGCACGAGCCACUUCCAGGGCACCGUGGAGCACUGCUUCGGCCGCACGGGGCUCAUCGCCAUCAGCCUGGCCCAGUGGGUGUUUGCCUUUGGCGGCAUGGUUGCGUACGGCGUCAUCGUCGGCGACACCAUCCCGCACGUCCUGAAGGCCGUGUGGCCCGAGCUACCCGGCGUACCGGUCCUCGGGCUGCUAGCGAACCGACAGGUAGCAAUUGCCGUGUUCAUCAUGGGCAUUGGAUAUCCAUUGACGCUGUACCGAGACAUUGCAAAGCUGGCCAAGGCGAGCACCUUUGCCCUGAUCGGCAUGCUGGUCAUUGUUGUCGUGGUGCUCAUCCAAGGCAUCCUCACGCCCUCGUCGCUACGAGGCUCGUUUGGCCACGAUGAGCUCCUAAUCAACGGCGGCUUCUUCCAGGCGAUUGGAGUCAUUUCCUUUGCCUUUGUCUGCCAUCACAACUCGCUGCUCAUCUACGGAUCGCUCAAGACGCCGACCAUCGACAACUUCUCGCGGGUGACGCACUACUCGACGGGCAUCUCCAUGCUGGCAUGCCUGAUCCUGGCGCUGGGCGGCUUCCUGACCUUUGGUGACAAGACGCUGGGCAACGUGCUCAACAACUUCCCGGCGGACAACACCAUGGUCAACAUCGCGCGGCUCUGCUUCGGCCUCAACAUGCUGACGACGCUGCCGCUCGAGGCGUUUGUGUGCCGCGAGGUGAUGCUGACGUACUUUUACCCCGACGAGCCCUUCGACAUGAAGCGCCACCUGCUCUUCAGCACCGGGCUGGUCCUGGCCGCCAUGGUGCUGAGCCUGGUGACGUGCGACCUGGGCGCCGUGUUCGAGCUCGUGGGCGCGACGAGCGCCGUGGCCAUGGCGUACAUCCUGCCGCCCAUGUGCUACAUCAAGCUGACGACGCGCAGCUGGCGGACGUACAUGGCGUACGCCGUCGUGGGGUUUGGCUCCAUCGUCAUGGUGAUAAGCGUCGUGCAGGCGGUGCAGAAGAUUGUCAGCAGUAUGUUUAUUCCUCUCCCACGUUGCCCGUUCAGAUCCCCCCGUCUCCCCAUCUUUGCCCUUGGCAUACAUGUCCUGUCAUCUGCGGAUGCGCAGCCGAAAUGCCAAGGCGCGCACCUACACUACUUCAGGGCGUGGACUGACACCUCGCGAUCAGAUAAGGACGGGUCGGCGCAAUGUGUAUAA
Molecule: messenger RNA, 1827 nt
Organism: Ilyonectria robusta
Lineage: Eukaryota; Fungi; Ascomycota; Sordariomycetes; Hypocreales; Nectriaceae
Product: transmembrane amino acid transporter protein-domain-containing protein
Exons: 3
Coding region: 1-1827 (608 amino acids)
Biological process (GO): amino acid transmembrane transport
Cellular component (GO): endoplasmic reticulum
Molecular function (GO): amino acid transmembrane transporter activity
Source: RefSeq, a predicted model, not a curated record